Messenger RNA from Ficedula albicollis (Collared flycatcher), 882 nucleotides. RefSeq names its product family with sequence similarity 19 (chemokine (C-C motif)-like), member A1 (gene TAFA1). Lineage: Eukaryota; Metazoa; Chordata; Aves; Passeriformes; Muscicapidae. The coding region runs from base 153 to 581 and encodes 142 amino acids. Gene Ontology annotation, molecular function: receptor ligand activity. The transcript is spliced from 6 exons. Gene Ontology annotation, biological process: regulation of neuroblast proliferation; neuroblast differentiation. The record is from RefSeq and is a predicted model, not a curated record.
AUGCUCUGAAGAGGGUGUUUGUACCUUUAGCCACCAAAAGCUUGCAAAAAGGAAGUUGCAAUCUUCUGCUGGAACAGAGGCUUUGGAAAACUGUAAAAAGCAGAAUCACUGCCUCCCAAACACAGUAAUUGUGCAGACCAGACAUCCCUUUGAUGAGGAGUAGCCACAUGUUUAAGAGAAUGGCAGUGGUCUCUGCAAUGUCCUGGGUCCUGUAUUUGUGGAUAAGUGCCUGUGCAAUGCUGCUCUGUCAGGGGUCCCUCCAUCACACUUUCCAGCAGCAUCACCUGCACAGACCAGAAGGAGGAACGUGUGAAGUUAUAGCAGCACACAGAUGCUGUAAUAAGAAUCGAAUUGAGGAAAGAUCACAAACAGUAAAAUGCUCCUGUCUACCUGGGAAAGUGGCUGGGACUACAAGAAACAGACCUUCCUGUGUUGAUGCUUCUAUAGUGAUUGGGAAAUGGUGGUGUGAGAUGGAGCCCUGCCUAGAAGGAGAGGAAUGUAAGACGUUGCCUGAUAAUUCUGGAUGGAUGUGUGCAACUGGCAAUAAAAUCAAGACCACCAGAAUCCACCCAAGGACUUAACAGAGCGCCCACGUCUGCACAGUGAAAGCCCUGCUGAUUUAUGAGGACAAAGUAUUGAAAGUUUAAAACCAUCUCAGCAUUUACAAGCCAAAUGGAUUUCUUAUUUGCACUUUGACUGUUUACCAGAAAACAACAGUGGCUUUACUGUGUGAAAGAAAGGAUUCGGUGGAAAUAAUGGCCCUGAUUUUUGACAGCAGAAAAUAAAAAAUGAAGAAAGUGGUUCCUUUGGUAAAGUUUCUGAGAUUGCAAAGUACAAGCAACAGUAUAAGUUUGGAUCUACAAUUUACUUUAUACCAGUUAA